CAAUUAGUCUAAUUCAAAUUUUGGUGCACUACAUUGUAUACCAAUUUGUGCGGGUUCAGUUGAGUGUAGGCCGGCAUGGAGUGUUUGUCUCAAAAUUGUACCCAGGGGAGUGUUGGACCCGCAAACCAAAUCGCGGGUCUCCUAAUUCAAACGUUGUUAACUGCAUUUUGCUCUAUUUCGGAUGAAAAUCAGUGGCCGGCCAAUUAUGGACCAGCAGCAAUUGAGAAAGGCUUGGACCCUUAUGAUUUCAUUAUCAUCGGUGGAGGAACAGCCGGUUCUGUUCUAGCCAAUCGGCUUAGUGAAGACCCUUCCCAUAAAGUUCUUCUUCUAGAAGCUGGAGGCAACCCACCUGUCGAAUCCGAAGUUCCCCAAUGGUUCUCAGCAAUGCAAUUGACAAACUACGAUUGGCAAUAUCAAACCGAACCUGCUAAAAAAUCUUGCCUAGCAAUGCGUGGCUCGAAAUGCAACUGGCCUCGUGGAAGACAACUUGGGGGCACCAGUAGUCUGAACGGAAUGCUCCAUAUUCGAGGCAAUCGAAAAGAUUUUGACGAAUGGGAAGAAAUGGGUAAUCCAGGCUGGGGAUGGAACAGUGUUUUGGAGUACUUCAAAAAGUCAGAAGACUUUCGUGUUGAGAAAACUUUCUCCGAGCAUAGAAACGGAAAGGGUGGUCCCCUCCCAGUUGACUAUUUCAAUCACACAAUGGAUACUAGCGUCAUUAGCGAUAUUAUUGUAAAAGCCGUUAAGGAACUUGGAUUUAAAUACGUGACCGAAUUCGCAGAAGGAAGUUAUCUCGGAUACUCAAAAAUUCACGCCAACAUUCAGAAUGGGAAACGGUUCAGCACUGGUAAAGCCUAUCUUCCUCCUACCAAAGAUAGACCAAAUUUACAUGUGAUCAAAUAUGCUCAUGUGGAAACUAUCAAAUUCACUGAAGACAAGCGAGCACAAGAGGUAGUUUUCAAAUACAAUAGAUCCGAUAUCAUGACAGCCUCUACCACGAAAGAAAUAAUACUAUCCGCCGGAGCAAUAUCUACUCCCCAUAUUCUCAUGCUAUCCGGAGUUGGACCUGAAAGUCACCUUAAAAAGCAAGGAAUACCUCUAGUUGAAAAUCUUCCAGUGGGCAAUAACUUACAAGAUCAUGUUUUGGCUCCCGUUUUCUUCACGUUCGGAAAAACUACUGAUUCGCCGGUUUCAAAGGAAGAACUGAUAGACAGUAUCUACCUGUAUUUGACUAACAGGACAAGCUCGUUAUCUGGUGUAGGCAUCAUGGACCUCGUUGGCUUUAUGAAUACAACCGACUCGAACGCUUUGUACCCCAACAUUCAGUUUCAUCACUUCUUCUAUAAGAAAGGAUCACCUCACUUGCAUUUCUAUCUAACCUCUGCCGGAUACAAUGACAUUGUGAAAUACCAACUGAUAAAAGCCAACGAAAAAACGCAUAUUUUAGUAAUCUACGCUGUCCUAUUAAAACCGAAGUCACGAGGAACAAUCCGACUUCAAAGUAAAAAUACCAAUAUCAAACCUAAAAUAAAAACAAAAUUUUUCGACAAACCCGAGGAUGAAGAUACGCUACUACGAGGAGUCGGUCAUGUCGUCAAUCUGGAAGAGACCAAAGUAUUCCAACAAAAUGGAGCAAAUGUGCUGCAAUUACAAUUUCCGACAUGCAACACUGCUGAGUGGUCUGGCGAAUACUGGAAAUGUUAUAUUAGGCACAUGUCUACGAGUAUCUACCACGCCGUUGGUACUGCAAAAAUGGCCCCUGUUACAGACCCAACGUCAGUUGUCGAUCUUGAGUUGAAGGUCAAAGGUAUCAGUGGUUUGCGGAUAGUUGACGCUAGCGUGAUGCCCACUAUUCCCAGUGCUAAUACAAAUGCUGCUGUAACUAUGAUUGCUGAAAAGGCUGCUGAUUUAAUUAAGAAGGCCUGGAGUAAAGGACGAAGUGGGGAUGAACUAUGAUUGGAUUUUUAUGAUAUUGGCAUGUAAAUUGUGUUACUAUUUAAUUAAUAAAUGUUUUGUUUGGCUCUAA
Molecule: messenger RNA, 2023 nt
Organism: Hermetia illucens (black soldier fly)
Lineage: Eukaryota; Metazoa; Arthropoda; Insecta; Diptera; Stratiomyidae
Product: glucose dehydrogenase [FAD, quinone]-like
Exons: 2
Coding region: 76-1953 (625 amino acids)
Molecular function (GO): flavin adenine dinucleotide binding; ecdysone oxidase activity
Source: RefSeq, a predicted model, not a curated record